GAAUGACUCCGUUGCACCGCCCGUUCCGUGCGAGACGGAAGCGUAAAUACAUCAGUAGCGCUGGCAUGCUGCACGGAGCAUCUUAUCCAUUGACCAUCAUCGCUUGCGCAAUGUAUCACACGUCGUCGACCCGCACCAGCCACCAGCCGCACUCACAUCGUUACUCGCAAUCGCGACCGCACGGCUAUGCGGCGGCAGCUCCCGCCGCGAGCGACCCUUAUCCGCCCCAGCAGCUCCAGCAGCGGUCAAGUUCCCACAGCUCGUAUAGUGCUGGGACCCCCGAGCAGGCUCGACUCUGGCAGUGGUUCUGCCAAGUCGACACCGACAGGUCUGGGGAGAUCAGCGUGAACGAGCUGCAUGCCGCGUUGAUCAAUGGCGAUUGGUCCCGUUUUGAUAUCGAUACAGUGAAGAUGCUGAUGAACAUGUUUGACGUCGACCGGAGCGGAACGAUAGGCUUCAAUGAGUUCCAGGGCCUGUGGAAGUACAUUGUGGAUUGGCAGAAGGCAUUCAAGUACUUCGACCGCGAUGGCUCGGGAACCAUCGACGGUCACGAGCUCUCUAACGCGUUGCAGAACUUUGGAUACAACCUCUCCCCGAUGCUUAUGUCCCUAGUAGAGCAGAAGUAUGCAGCGGCGCCGUACGCAGGCCACGGGCCUAAGCCUGGCAUAACUUUCGACCGCUUUGUGAGAGCUUGCGUCGUGGUGAGAACACUGACGGAGGCUUUCCAGAGAAAGGACACAGACCGCGACGGCUGGAUACAGGUGAAUUACGAGGAUUUUAUGGCGAUGAUACUCUCUGCCCCUUGAGCGGAAUAUUUAACCUGAUACCAACCUGACACUGAACGCCUCUUGGAUGACGACCCCUGCCAUGUGCUAUGUACUACCUAUGCGUCUUGAAGUUCCCCUACUGUUAUUGAUAUCCUUGCUAACAUACCUCUCGAUAUCCGCGAUUCGCAUGUAAUUGUAUCCAAUCGAUUG
Messenger RNA from Phanerochaete carnosa HHB-10118-sp, 977 nucleotides. RefSeq lists its product as uncharacterized. Bases 111 to 806 code for a protein of 231 amino acids. The transcript has 8 exons. The record is from RefSeq and is a predicted model, not a curated record. Gene Ontology annotation, molecular function: calcium ion binding. Lineage: Eukaryota; Fungi; Basidiomycota; Agaricomycetes; Polyporales; Phanerochaetaceae.